Messenger RNA from Rhipicephalus sanguineus (brown dog tick), 957 nucleotides. RefSeq lists its product as uncharacterized. Bases 1 to 957 code for a protein of 318 amino acids. Gene Ontology annotation, molecular function: nucleic acid binding. The record is from RefSeq and is a predicted model, not a curated record. The transcript has a single exon. NCBI's taxonomy places the organism in Eukaryota, Metazoa, Arthropoda, Arachnida, Ixodida, Ixodidae. Gene Ontology annotation, biological process: DNA integration.
AUGGACAAAGAAAUCGAGGAGUUUGUGCGUCACUGUGAAAGAUGCCAAGUGAACCGUCAAAGCGAUCCAAAAGAACCAGUUCACUUCUGGGUUAAGCCUGAUCAACCUUGGAGCCGUUUGCACAUCGACUUUGCCGGACCAGUACAAGGCGAAGUUUUGCUCGUCGUGGUGGGCGCAUUCUCCAACUGGGCUGAAGUGAAGAUUAUGCCUUCCAUGAAAACUUCGGCAGUAAUCUCAGCUCUGCGUGCACUGUUUGCCACUCACGGAGUUCCAGAUGUUAUCGUUUCCGACAACGGAACCGCAUUCACGAGCGAGGAGAUGCAAGCGUUUCUCAAGCUUAACGGCAUCCGCUCAGUGUUUACAGCACCUUAUCACCCUUCUAGUAAUGGAAGGGCCGAAAGAAUGGUGAGGGAAGUAAAAGAAGCGUUGAAGAAACAGUCGGGAAACGACACCCAGUGCAAGAUAUCCCGUUUCUUAUAUAAACAACAUACCACCCCACAUUCAGAGUCUGGAAAGAGCCCGGUGGAGAUGAUGAUGGGAAGAAAAUUACGUUCAGCAUUAGACAAGCUGCACCUAGUCCGUCAGCACUCCACCUCUGACAUCACUGUGAAAGGAUUUGGUGUAGGAAAUUCGGUCUACGCCCGAUGCUUCGCUGCGGGACCGCGAUGGAAGUUGGCUGAAGUAAUCAAAGUGAAGGGUCCUGUCUCCUAUCUAGUUCGAAUGGCAAAUGGAGACGUGCACCAUAGGCAUCGCAACCAACUGAGGCGUGCAUGGCCGACGGAGAAGCCUUCAGAGUCACUACCUGACUACCACUUCCGGCUUCCUCCGGUACAAUCACCUGUCGACGUGGAGCCUAGCAUCACCAGCCCAAGUCCUCUCUACACGCCCGAGGGACCCGAGCUGAGAAGAUCUACACGAACUCGUAGACCAGUCGUUCGUUUUGGCUCCAGUGUUUAG